Molecule: messenger RNA, 717 nt
Organism: Acyrthosiphon pisum (pea aphid)
Lineage: Eukaryota; Metazoa; Arthropoda; Insecta; Hemiptera; Aphididae
Product: LIM domain-containing protein A-like
Exons: 1
Coding region: 1-717 (238 amino acids)
Source: RefSeq, a predicted model, not a curated record
AUGGUGUCCAGAGGUUACUCGGCCGAAGACUACCACCCGCAGUCGGACCACAGCUACAGGCCACCGCCCCCGGAACACCAUCGCAAAAGCUCACCACGUCGGGCCGCGGUACCGGAAGCUCCCCGAGCCGCGCCCAGGCGGAAUCGUUACAACGACGUGUCGCCGCCACCAUCGGAGCUGUCGUCGCGUGCGGCCAACGAUUACAAACGGCGGCCGGCCUCGUACGCUUACGAAGACGACGGCGGCUUUUGUCCGCCUCCCAGCUACGGGGGCAGACCUCGCGGCGAACCGGACAUCCGGGAGGUAGAUGACGACGCAGACGGUCCGGUGCCGACGGCACUGGCCGGCCGAGAGUACAAGCGGCGAUCGGCGGCCUACGCUUACGAGGAUCACCACCCACACCAUCACCAACAACACCAACACAACAAACACCAUCAUCAAAACCACAACCAUCAACAACAACAAGACCUAGGAGGCAGCGGUUACGGCGGCAGACGCGAGGCGACGUCGGACAAGCGGGCGGCGGCCCAUGCGGCCGCGGAGGACAGCCCUUCGCCGAUUUCGCCCAGGUACAGGCACAGUUAUGCAGAGGCGUACCACAGGCACCAGCAUCAGCACCAGCAUUCGCAGCCACCGCCACAAGAAUCUGUGUACCGUCACAACGGUUCGUUACAGUCGUCCGGUCGCAUCGGAAUCGCAGCGAUACACCCUUACUGA